AUGAUUCCUCUACAGCAGCAGCAGCGUGCUCAGCAGUCCUGCACAGACUCCAUAGACAUUUUCUGUGUGUCCAUCAAGAGUGACUGGUCUAUAGAGCUACCUAUUAAUUUCAAAGAUGGACACCACUCUACUGAACAGAGCAGGAUCCAUCAGGAGAGACCAGACUCCCCUGUACCCAGCUGUGUGUCCAUCAAGAGUGACCAGUCUAUGAAGAUACCUAUCACAUUCAAAGAUGGACACCACUCUACUGAGCAGAGAGACCACCAGGAGAGGUCAGAGGUUCUCAGUGGUCAGUCUGUCCAGGAUCAUCAAACAGACCUGGACUCCAUAUUUAUGCUGCUUGAGGAGAACAUUGUCACUUUUGUGAAGAAGGAGCUGAAGAGGUUCCAGAAGGAUCUGAGUCCAGAAUACCCAGAGUGCUUAGAGAGACAGAGGGAGGAGGAAGAGGAGCAGAGGAGGAGUCCCAGAGAGGAACUUCUGAAGAUCACACUGCACUUCCUGAGGAGUAUGAAGCAGGAGGAGCUGGCUGACUCUCUGGAGAGCAGUUAUUCAGAAACCCCUGUUCCCUUGUGCCGGAGGAACCUCAAAGCAGCUCUGAAGGGGAAGUUUCAGUGUUUGUUUGAGGGUGUUGCUAAACCAAGAGAGUCAACACUUCUGAAUCAGGUCUACACAGAGCUCUACAUCACAGAGGGAGGGAGUGGAGAGGUCAAUAAUGAACAUGAGGUCAGACAGAUUGAAACAGCAUCCAGGAAACCAGCGAGACCAGAAACACCGAUCAAAUGUGAAAACAUCUUUAAACCCUUACCUGGACAAGAUAAACCAAUCAGAACAUUGAUGACAAGGGGAGUGGCUGGCAUCGGGAAAACAGUCUUAACACAGAAGUUCACUCUGGACUGGGCUGAAGACAAAACCAACCACAAUAUACACUUCACAUUUCCAUUCACGUUCAGAGAGCUGAAUGUGCUGAAAGAUAAAAAGUUCAGCUUGGUGGGACUUCUUCAUCACUUCUUUAUUGAAACCAAAGAAGCAGGAAUCUGCAGCUUUGACCAGUUCCAAGUUGUGUUCAUCUUUGAUGGUCUGGAUGAGUGUCGACUUCCUCUGGACUUCCAGAACAAUGAGAUCUGGACUGAUGUCACAAAGUCCACCUCAGUGGAUGUGCUGCUGACAAACCUCAUCAAGGGGAAACUGCUUCCCUCUGCUCGCCUCUGGAUAACCAUACGGCCUGCAGCAGCCAACCAGAUCCCUCCUGAGUGGGUUGACAUGGUGACGGAGGUGAGAGGGUUCACUGAUCCACAGAAGGAGGAGUACUUCAAGAAGAGAUUCAGAGAUGAGGAGCAGACCAGGAGAAUCAUCUCACACAUCAAGACAUCACGAAGCCUCCACAUCAUGUGUCACAUCCCAGUCUUCUGUUGGAUCACUGCUACAGUUCUGGAUCACGUGUUGAGAACAGAUGAGAGAGGAGAGAUGCCCAAGACCCUGACUGAGAUGUACAUCCACUUCCUGGUGGUUCAGUCCAUCCAGGGGAAUGUGAAGUAUCAUGGGAGAUCUGAAACAGAGCCACACUGGAAUACAGACAACAGGAAGAUGAUUGAGUCUCUGGGAAAACUGGCCUUUAAACAGCUGGAGAAAGGCAAUCUGAUCUUCUAUGAAGCAGACCUGACAGAGUGUGGCAUUGAUAUCAGAGCAGCCUCAGUAUAUUCAGGAGUGUUCACACAGAUCUUUAAAGAGGAGUGCGGGCUGUACCAGGACAAGGUAUUCUGCUUUGUCCAUCUGAGCAUUCAAGAGUUUCUUGCUGCUCUUUAUGUCUUUCUCUCAUUCAUCAACACUGGAGUCAAUCUGCUGUCAGCAACACAGUCAACCUCCAUCUGGCUUAAACUAUUUAGAUAUAAACCUAUACAACCAGACCUCUACCAGACAGCAGUGGACAAGGCGUUAGAGAGUCCAAACGGACAUCUGGACUUGUUCCUGCGCUUCCUCUUGGGCCUCUCACUGGAACCCAAUCAGAAUCUCCUACGAGGCCUGCUGGGAAAGACAGGAAGUAAGUCACAGAACAAUCAGCAAACAGUCCUGUACAUCCAGAAGAAGAUCAGGGAGGAUCUCUCUCCAGAGAGAAGCAUCAAUCUGUUCCACUGUCUGAAUGAACUGAAUGACCAUUCUCCAGUGGAGGAGAUCCAACAGUACCUGACAUCAGGAAGACUCUCCACAGACCGACUCUCUCCUGCUCAGUGGUCAGCUCUGGUCUUCAUCUUACUGUCUUCAGAAGAGGAGCUGGAUGUGUUUGACCUGAAGAAAUACUCUGCUACAGAGGAGGGUCUUCUGAGGCUGCUGCCAGUGGUCAAAAGCCUCCAGUACAGCUCUUUGAGUUCCUGUAAUCUGUCAGACAGAAGCUGUGAAGUUGUGUCCUCAGUUCUCAGCUCCAACUCCUUUAGUGUAGAGCUGGACCUGAGUAACAAUGAUCUGCAGGAUUCAGGAGUGAAGCUGCUCUCUGCUGGACUGGGGAGUCCACAAUGUAGACUGGAAGCUCUCAGGUUGAGUUCCUGUAAUCUGUCAGACAGAAGCUGUGAAGUUUUGUCCUCAGUUUUCAGCUCCAACUCCUCUAGUGUGAGAGAGCUGGACCUGAGUAACAAUGAUCUGCAGGAUUCAGGGGUGAAGCUGCUCUCUGCUAGACUGGGGAGUCCACCAUGUAGACUGGAAACUCUCAGGUUGAGUUCCUGUAAUCUGUCAGACAGAAGCUGUGAAGUUGUGUCCUCAGUUCUCAGCUCCAACUCCUCUAGUGUGAGAGAGCUGGACCUGAGUAACAAUGAUGUGCAGGAUUCAGGAGUGAAGCUGCUCUCUGCUGGACUGGGGAGUCCACAGUGUAGACUGGAAACUCUCAGGUUGAGUUCCUGUAAUCUGUCAGACAGAAGCUGUGAAGUUGUGUCCUCAGUUCUCAGCUCCAACUCCUCUAGUGUGAGAGAGCUGGACCUGAGUAACAAUGAUCUGCAGGAUUCAGGAGUGAAGCUGCUCUCUGCUGGACUGGGGAGUCCACAAUGUAGACUGGAAACUCUCAGGCUGUCGGGCUGUCUGCUCACAGAGGAAGGUUGUUCUUCUCUGCUCUCAGAUCUGAGCUCCAACCCCUCCCAUCUGAGAGAGCUGAACCUGAGCUACAACCAGCCAGGAGACUCAGGAGGGAAGCUGCUCUCUGCUGGACUGGAGGAUCCACACUGGAGACUGGACACUCUCAGGUUGAGUUCCUCUAAUCUGUCAGACAGAAGCUGUGAAGUUUUGUCCUCAGUUCUCAGCUCCAACUCCUCUAGUGUGAGAGAGCUGGACCUGAGUAACAAUGAUCUGCAGGAUUCAGGAGUGAAGCUGCUCUCUGCUGGACUGGGGAGUCCACAAUGUAGACUGGAAACUCUCAGGUUGUCGGGCUGUCUGGUAACAGGGGAAGGUGUUUUUUCUCUGCUCUCAGCUCUGAGCUCUAACCCCUCCCAUCUGAGAGAGCUGGACCUGAGCUACAACCAGCCAGGAGACUCAGGAGGGAAGCUGCUCUCUGCUGGACUGGAGGAUCCACACUGGAGACUGGACACUCUCAGGUUGAGUUUCUGUAAUCUGUCAGACAGAAGCUGUGAAGUUGUGUCCUCAGUUCUCAGCUCCAACUCCUCUAGUGUGAGAGAGCUGGACCUGAGUAACGAUGAUCUGCAGGAUUCAGGAGUGAAGCUGCUCUCUGCUGGACUGGGGAGUCCACAAUGUAGACUGGAAACUCUCAGGCUGUCGGGCUGUCUGGUCACAGAGGAAGGUGUUCCUUCUCUGCUCUCAGCUCUGAGCUCCAACCCCUCCCAUCUGAGAGAGCUGGACCUGAGCUACAACCAGCCUGGAGACUCAGGAGAGAAGCAGCUCUCUGCUGGACUGGAGGAUCCACACUGGAGACUGGACACACUCAGGUUGAGUUUCUGUAAUCUGUCAGACAGAAGCUGUGAAGUUGUGUCCUCAGUUCUCAGCUCCAACUCCUCUAGUGUGAAAGAGCUGGACCUGAGUAACAAUGAUCUGCAGGAUUCAGGAGUGAAGCUGCUCUCUGCUGGACUGGGGAGUCCACAAUGUAGACUGGAAACUCUCAGGUUGAGUUUCUGUAAUCUGUCAGACAGAAGCUGUGAAGUUGUGUCCUCAGUUCUCAGUUCCAACUCCUCUAGUGUGAGAGAGCUGGACCUGAGUAACAAUGAUCUGCAGGAUUCAGGAGUGAAGCUGCUCCCUGCUGGACUGGGGAGUCCACAAUGUAGACUGGAAACUCUCAGGCUGUCGGGCUGUCUGGUCACAGAGGAAGGUGUUUCUUCUCUGCUCUCAGCUCUGAGCUCCAACCCCUCCCAUCUGAGAGAGCUGGACCUGAGCUACAACCAGCCUGGAGACUCAGGAGGGAAGCUGCUCUCUGCUGGACUGGAGGAUCCACACUGGAGACUGGACACUCUCAGGCUGGACCAUGCUGGAGUGUGCAGGUUGACACCAGGUGUGAGGAAGUAUGCCUGUGAACUCACACUGGACCCAAACACAGCACAUAGAGACCUCCUUCUGUCUGAGGACAACAGAAAGGUGUCAUGGGGGAGAGAGGAGCAGUUGUAUCCUGAUCAUCCAGACAGGUUUUACUCCUGGAGACAGGUUCUAUGUAGAGAGAGUCUGACUGGCCGCUGUUACAUGGAAGUAAAGUGGGAAGGAGUGGUUUAUAUAGGAGUGACUUACAGAGGAAUCAGAAGGAGAGGAGGAGGUGAUGACUGUCUGCUUGGAUGGAAUGAAAAGUCCUGGAGUCUCUUCUGCUGUAGUGAUGAAUACACUGUCUGUUAUAAUAAUAGAGUAACAGAGAUAUGUAUCUCCCCCUCCUCCUCUGACAGAGUAGGAGUGUAUCUGGACUGGUCUGCUGGAACUCUGUCCUUCUACAGAGUCUCCUCUGACACACUGACACACAUCCACACCUUCACCUCCACAUUCACGGAACCUCUCCAUGUUGGGUUUGGGUCACGUGGCUCCUCAGUCAGCCUUUUUCGUGUCCCACAGACGUACCCGGUGAUUUCAAUUUCGCCGGAUUAA
Lampris incognitus (smalleye Pacific opah) is the source of this 5052-nucleotide messenger RNA. RefSeq names its product NACHT, LRR and PYD domains-containing protein 12-like. The record is from RefSeq and is a predicted model, not a curated record. Gene Ontology annotation, molecular function: protein binding. NCBI's taxonomy places the organism in Eukaryota, Metazoa, Chordata, Actinopteri, Lampriformes, Lampridae.